Molecule: messenger RNA, 9460 nt
Organism: Chilo suppressalis (striped riceborer)
Lineage: Eukaryota; Metazoa; Arthropoda; Insecta; Lepidoptera; Crambidae
Source: the annotation of a GenBank genome assembly
GCCGAUAUUCCACGACCCCAUCCACCUCCUCUCUCGCUCACCCCUACUCGCCACCAUGCGCUCCUACUCCUUCCCUCGAACAGCUGAGUAUCAAAACAAAUGAGCGAGACAGCCGGUCACCGCUCCCUCUCGCCGCGCCGGCCGGCCGGUGUCGGCGGCCGCGACUCGCGCUGCACGCUCGCCAGUUCUCAUCCGAAUCGCGCUCAUUGAGGUCGUUCACUGUGAGCUCACGUGCGAAGUUAACUAUCGCGAAAGGAUUCUCCUUUGUCCCGAUUGAGGACCCGCCCUCGUAUUAUGUUUCCGCGCCAGAUCCGCAACCAGCCCCGGCCAAUCAAAGAGCCGGAACUGCAGCGCGAAUCGCGUCGAAAUUGUCACUUUCUGAAGUUCUGCGACGGCUACCCCGCGAAACGCGUACGCCGGGCGAUUUGAAGCCGUCGAGUGAUCUCGUGUGUCGAACGUCAGUGGUGACCUGUGUAGAGUGGACUGAAGGAACGAUGUCUACGGGGAAAAGGCUGGCGAAGCGGUCCAUAAUAGGGACCCGUGUCGCCGCGUUGGGGGAGGACGGACUAUACUAUUCCGGAAUGAUUCAGGCGGUGAAGACGCCGGCGCCGUUCCCGGAAAACAACAAUUGCAUCAACCUGACACCGAAUACUCGGUACACGGUGCGGUUCGACGGUGGGAAGAUGACGCGGGAAUACCGGGACGCCGAGUUGAUCGGGCCCGGGUUCCGCGGGAUGACGGGCGUGCGCCUGCAGCCGGGGCAGCGCGUGUACCUCACCUACAAUGGGCGCGAGGUGCGCGCCGACGUGCAGACCCACGACCACAUCUCCGACGAGAUGCGCGUGCUCGUGCACGCCCCCGGCGCAGAGGCGCCAAUAGAACUGAAAAAGAAGCUAGAUGAGAUAAGACUGCUGGAGUCGCGCAAGUCUGCCAGGCUGGCUGAUGUCGACACGGACUUCGCCCGGCUCGCUGACAUGGCAGGCGACCGCCGCCGCGCCUCUGCCACAAUAGAAGUGCCUGCACACCAUAUGCAAGGGUCACGUAAACGCGGCCCUAGCAGUUCCUGUGACCUGGGCUACGGUGAAAGGGACGAUCAGAUGAACGAGUGCAACGCAGCCUUGGUCCUGAUGUCCCUCAGCUGCUCGCCCAACUCGCCGAGGCCCAGCGCCUGGGGCGGCAGGUCAUCAGUGUCGCCCGGGGCCAGCAGCAGCUCGGGGUCAUCCUGGCGCUCCGGCACUCCAUCACCGCCUCCUGUCUCCUCAUCCUUCAGCGACGAGGGCAUUGCCAUGGACUACGAAGAAGUACAUCCCCGCAAAAAGAGAAUUAACAGCGUUGUUUAUGAGUGCGUGUGGCGAGGUUGCGGAUACAAUACCAACACAUGCAACGCGAUUGAAGCUCACAUACGACAAUCCCAUCUGGGGCCCAAAAAGGAGGGUGAGAGUGACCACGAGGAGGAGUUCUAUUACACCGAGCACGAAGUGGCGACCCCCGCGCCGCCGCCUACGCUGUCCCACCGAGACAUGUGCCGGCCCCCGCAUGAGGACCCGGAGUACCAGCGACAGCUCGUCGGGUCCUACAGGCAAGGGCUACUCUCAACCAUGCAGAAUGGGUCGGCGAGGCCUAUAAGCAUUCCCGUAUCGCAUUCCUGGUCCAAUUCACACUCGCCGAAACACAUGAGGCUAUCAGGCGCCAGCGGAUCUCCAGGGAGUCCCGGACGGCGGCCUCGCUCUGACAACAAGAAAUGCCGCAAAGUGUACGGUAUGGACCAACGUGACCUCUGGUGUACGCAGUGCAAAUGGAAGAAGGCGUGCACUCGCUUCGGCGACUAGCGCACACGCCGCGCGGCGCCUGGCACGCGCCUCACGCUACUCAAAAACCAACCAUAAAACCUGAACCUUAGGACCUGAACUAUUUUAUAGACAAUUCGCGAGUGCAACUACAGCAAAUCGUGAUCUCUAAGAAGCUUAUAUUAAGAAAUGUUUUUAUUUAAUAUUAAUAAAGAAAAGAGAAAAUUAAUAUAAUACACUUAUAUCGGAUAAUGAAUCGCGAAGGAGACAUAUUUUUUUGCUCUUCAAAUGUUGCUCGUAUUUUAACUGCAUAAUAUGGACAUUGCCCACGUAUUUUUGUAGCGCAGUAGAAAUUUGCCUUUACUGUGACGUGCAUGCGAAUACGCAUGUCGCUCUCGGCUGCAGACUGUGAAUAUUAGCUGUAAGGUAUAUUUUAAGUUUAGACUGAGACGGGGCAGUGUGGGGCAAUCACCGAGCCGGGACACGAUUACCUACUGAAUGGAUUCAUGAUUGUUAAUAAUGGUGCAUAACAAACACCGUUUAACACCCUACAUCACACAUUUUUAAUUAUGUGAUUUAUCAGAAAAAAAUAUAGAACAAACUAUCAAUGCUUGAUUUCCCUGAUAUGAAUUGCAACUAUUGAUUUAACUGCAACAGAUGCAUUCGCUCUGAAACAACUCCUAUAAUCAUGAUGAAAAUGGUGCCAACAAGGUUUAUGCUGCUCUUGGCUUUUCAACGCUUCCAGUAGUGAAAUCGUUACAUACAUUAAUAAAGUCAGUGAAUUCCGUCCACAUUUUCGAAUGUGCUUUAGAAAGUACCUAGUUGCGUAGAUGGCACGUCGAUGUUUUCACACUGCUCACGACUGAACGCGUGCGCAAUGCAUUCUAUAACGUGCAUUGCUAACUCGCUCGGUUCAUAUUAUACUCGACUCGGUAUAAUAUUUCCAGUCGAAAAUCCUUCGGUGAUAUUAAUCACUAAAUUAUAAUGAAAUGUAUAUUGACUGAAUUACUAGAUAAUAAUGAAACAAAACUACUUUAUAUGAAUUAGUCUCGUAAGCUAUCUCAGAUUCGACGAAAAGACUACAAAUCAUGUUUUAGACUUAAAAUUUUUAUGAACAUAUCUAUGUGGUAUACAUUGGUGGUCUUGUAACAAAGAGACAAUACUCAGCGUCGCUCGCGUAGCAUUGGUCUUUGCGAUGGAAGUCCCGGUACUAUUCAAAGUACCGCGGAUAAAAUGAAUGUGUGAUAACUGCGACACGGAUUAAUACGUAACGCACACUGAUACAAGUGCUUUAUUUAGCUAAACAGACAAAGGUGAUUCUUAAUUGCUAUCUACAAUUAUCACACCUUUUAACAUCUCUAUCGAAAGAGCAUUAUUGUCCCUAUGAUAAUGUUAAUAAGGAAUCGCAUCGUCGUUGAUAAAACGCUAUAAAAACUUCUGCAUUUAACGACGACUUGCCUUACCUUUUUCAUGAUACUUUUGUUUAGUAUUUCCUGUCGCAGCCAUCUCGACUCCAUGGCCACUAAGUUUUAAUGAUUGGAAAUGGAUAUUGACGGAAACAUCACUGGAAUGACUAAUGGGGAAAUGGAAACAUCACGACAUGCGUGCUAUGAUUCUGCGUGUUCAUCGAACGCCGUGGACUGGCGAUCAACAUUCUAUUUAAUCGAACAACAUUUAAAGCUAACUUUAGAUUGUUUAAAUAACCAAUAAAUUAUAAACAGACAGGUAACAAUCCUGUCAAUCCCAUACAAUAAAUCAAAUAAUUGUAAAACAAUAAGCUAGGUGUAUUUUUAUAAUUUAUUGCUUCUUUUUACACACUUUAGCUUUCGAUCGAGUAAAAUGAUUGUCACUUGUCUUCGGUUCCAGGAGGGGGAUUCGGACUGUACGUUGCAGAAGUUUCAGAAACUUCUUUUCAAGUCCUAUACCGCCUAUUGUCCAUAAAGUUCUAAAAUAUUUUUUCUCCUCCUAAACAUUUUAAUGUGACGCGGAUAUAUGUAAAAGAGGUAUGAAUAUGAACAGCACAUAAGUACGAGCAAAUGAAAUGAAGCCGAUGCGAGCUGCAAUAUUAUUUAUAAGCAUAAGAAGACGUUCAAAUUUGUAAAUAUUAAUUAUACAUAUGAUGAAUUAUGAAAUAUUAUACUUUAUAUAUAUAAAGAUAUAGGUAUAUAUUAUAAUAUUAUAAAGAAUAAAGCAAUGUUUGGGAAUGUGUACAUAAAUAUAAUAUUACUUAAAUAGUAUUUGUUACUUAAAUUAAUGUGAUCGUUAAAUCGUAUAUUUGUGCGGUUACAUAGUAACGUGUUUCGUUAUUAAUUUAGCUUUUGUUUACGUAAUUUUAUAUAGCGCUAGCAUUGAAACCCCGGUGCGGCCCUCCGGAUCCCUUUGCAGUUACCAAGGUUCGUUAUAUUACUUAGUUUUUUUUAUGUGAUAAGUUAAUAAACGUAAAGAUAUUUUUAAUUAGACUAAAUUCUACGAGAUUACAGUUACGUUACAUAAGAAAUAUGUGCCAAUUGCGUAUAAAUUAUUAAAGUGUAAAAGCCUUUCCGUAUAUUCUUUUAUAACGCGUUCAAGUCUUUUCUAUUAGGUACUCAAGGACAAAUGAAAAAUCUGUAGUCUUUUAUUUCAUUCUUUAUGCUUACUUUAGGUUGUUCUUUUUAUUAAAAUCCAUACACAUUACAUCUAUGCUCUGUUUUUUCAAAAAUGUAAUAGUUUAGGUCACACUGAUCACAAGACGGCCAAUGGUGGCUGGCGUUAGAGUUUGAAAGUCUGUUGGUAGAUCACAACUAUUUUCAUUAUAAUUUAUUGGCAAACGAAAGUACAUAUAAAACGUAACAAUUACGAAUUCAAUACAAAAUACGUAAUGACAUUAUUCAAUGUACAAUUUGUAUAACAAAUUACUUUUUUAUUUAGAAACAUUAAUGAAUAUUUGUGAUUUAGAAAUGCAUAUUAUCUCACGUUUAAAUUGAACUUUGAAAUCCUGUAAUGAAGUUAUCGCUAUUUUUCAACAAGUAUAUUGAAGUAUAUUUUAAUAAGUAUAAUAUAAGUGCAAUUAGUAACUGUAAAAAUAUAAAUAAAUACAGUUUAUACAAUAGUAAUGUAAAUAUAAACAUUAAGUAUUUACGAUAAUAAUAUCAAAAUAACAGUAUAGGAACAGACUAUAUUUUCUGCUUCAAAAGUGUAACAUAUUUUUCGAACAUCAUUUCGUAAUUGUUUAAUAAAGGAAACAAAAAAAACUUGCCAAAUUCCGGAAAAGAAACUAAGUUACAGGGUGCCUAUUGCUUAUCAAUACAAAAAAAAACUGGUCAAAAUUCAAAACACGAUGUAUUAUUUACGUGACGUACCUGCGAUUAUUACCAAAUAAAUAUAUAUAUUCAUUGCAAUAAUGGUUGUGAUAAAACAUCAUAAAAGUUGUCACUUUUUAGCGAACCUUCUUGUUUCCGUAAAAGCAACGAAAUAGCGCGCUCCAAAAAGCUUAAUCACGAAUGUUAACACUAACGCUAGAAGUUAUUUGUAAUGUAUAAAAGAAAAAACUUCCAACAAUACAGCUAGCGAUUUGACAACUGCCAUAUUGUAAGGAUCUAGAAAUAACAAUGGCUUAGGUUAAAAAAAUAUUAGACAUAGAUAUAUUUUAAGUUUGAAGUCAUAAUAAUAGUAUUUAAUAGAUAAUAUUUGACACAACACAAUGAAUGUGUUACGUUUUUAAUAACAUUUAUUACUCUUUUUAAUUACAGGUGAUCUUUAUUUUUAUAUAAAUCAAUAAUUUUAUGCCAUAGCCAAGAUUUAAAUACAUACUUUUUGAAUUUGUAUGUACUUGUAAUGUCAGUGGAAAUCGUAGCUCCUUACUUACAUAUUUGCCUUGCGAAAUGUAUAACUUUUUGGAAAAGCUAAAUACUUUCUCUUAAAACUAUUUGUUUUACGGGUAGCGUCUGUUAAAACACUGCUAAAAAGAAAUGGUUUUUACAUAAAAGCUACGUCACCGAUUUAAACAAAAAAUAAUGUGAUGAAUGCGCUAUUCUGAUUUCUACAAUAAAGUUACUCUGGCAAGGCCUCGCAAAAUUUUCAUUAAAAGUUAAUAUCUUUUGCCGAUCUCAAUUAAUAUUCGAAGCUAUUAGAGUUACGUUUCAUAAAAACAUUAUGAAUAUUUUUUUCUCUUUACUUUAUUGUAUUUAUAUUAUAGAAUUUAGCUGAAUCUUUAUUAGUUAAAGACACAUUAUUUUUAUUAAGCUACUUGUAAAUAAUUUUACUUAUUAAUAAUUUAUUUAGCCAAAAUUUUGCUCAAUUUUUACUGCACUCAACACCAAAGUCAUAACAUAAUAUUAUACAAGAGAGUUAAAAUAUUAACAUAUCAGUACAAAUGGGCAUAAUUCACACGUAUUCUUCAUAUGAUCAAACGACCCAUAUCUAACGGUUAUUUUUAUUCGAUUGAGUUAAAGACGACAAUGGACCCACCAGGGGGACAUGUUGGUGGGAUCAGGGGUAAUAUUUUCUGUUCAAUUAAAAGAUAAACAAUAGAAAUGAAUUAGUUGAAGGAAAGUAUAAACUCAUUUUAAUUCCAAAAUCAUGAAAGUACAGUCGACAACACAUCAAGUUCCAACAAAGUAACAAAAUUUCUCAAUUAAACUGUAAAUCUUUAUUAUAUCAAGCUUGAUAAAUCUUAAAGUGUGUUUGGGAAAUAGGAUAGGUAGUUUUACCAACAUCGCCUGUUACGGACUGUACUUAGCUCAACGUGUUGGAUUUUUUAUUAUUUUGUCAAUAUGUAACAAGAAACAAGCUUAAGAAUUCUUAUUGUUCAAAAGUAGAUACGUUUGAAAUAAUAAAAUAUAUUCUUACAAUUAAAACAUUUUAAUAGUGCCCUUCGAUAAACCCCUCGUUCGACCAGUAAGCGUCACUCAAAUGUCCUCCUGAAGACAAAGAAGUGGUGGAGCCUUCUGACACAGGCCGCUAGUCGAGCUCUAAGUCUUAUUCGUUAAUCGAUUAUUUCUUUCAAUAUCAUAACUGAAUUAAUAUAUCAAGAGAUUGAUAACUGAAUAGCUAAUCUUAAGAGUUCGUUAAUUUUAAGACACAGUUCAUAAUUUAUUAGUAAAGCUGGUGGGAUGCCCGCUUAAUUUACGGCGCACGAACCUCGUCUUCGUACUUAGAUCUAUCGUUAAUAAUUAUAUAGUAUAUCGAUUCAAAAAAAUUCAUUUAACCAUCUCGUUAGAUAUAAAACUUAUCCUAUGCUAUUGUUAAAGUAUUCAAAGCCUGAAAUAAUUAAUUCCUAUUUGGAAUUAUGUCGACAAGAUAACGCAAAACUUUAGCCCACUUCUUAAGAAAUUAAAUGUGUAUGUAUGUAAAUUCUAUCUAUCUAAAUUCUUCUUAUUUUCUGUAAAUUAAAAAAAAACAUUUGUGUAAAUAUGUAAAUUUAUAAUAUCAAAGAUCUCCCUGGACUUAAUGAUUUUGUAUUACUUGCCAUACAAAAGUUGGCGUGAUUUCGGCAUUAUUGGAAUGCAUUUCACUCUAAACAUAAUCAUCAGUAAUAACAUUAUUCAUACCGUUGUAAGUCAGCAUUCUGAAUAAAUUCAUUUAAAUGUAACCAUAAAACAUAAAUAAGAUCCAAUUUAAAUUUUCAGUAUGUUUAGUAUGUUAAAUAAAUAAAUAAUUUUCGAAGUAAUUGUUAGUACCUAACUAGCAUAAUAUAUUUCCUCCAAAUAGGUUUACGGCACUAUUGUUUCUAAUUAACUAUAUAAAUUUACGAAUAAAUUAAUAUUUCUAUAUUUGGUUCAUAUUAUCAUUUGAAUUUUGUAUGUAAAUAUAAUGCAAUAGUUUAUUCUGUAACAUACUGAAUAGUAUGUGGGCAAUCACAAUUUAAUGAAAAUAUGUCUCCUGUUUUAGAUAAGUAUCUCCUUUUCAAUUGCGUCGUGGCGGAGCACAUUACCACACUUUCAUUGAACUAUCAAAGCAAAUCCUUGAUGAAGUAAAUUACAACGAAUUCUUUUUCUAAUCCUGUAUUUAAAACAAAACAUGUAGUGCUCCACCAUGUUGCGUAAACUGAAUGGAAUUUAUUAUUAAGUUUGUAUUACUUGUGUACUGUAAGUUAUUACGAAGCAUUGGUUUGUCACAUAUAAAUAAUAAUGUAUAGAUAUAUCUCUACAAUACUUACAUACAUAUACAGCAUUUUCUUAAAUCUAUUCACCGGUAGCCUUAAGAUACGGACAGCAAUACUAUAUUUUGUGUUCUGUGUCUUUGUGUCGCGGUUUGGAAAUAAUUUCAGUUGUAUAAAUGUAGUGUCAUAAGUCUUUUGUUGCCGAGAUGUCUCGACGCGUCAUCGUUAGUUACCAAUAGUUGUAAGGUUGCAAACAACAUUAUAAUCAAAUAAUGUUGGUUCGAGAUAAAUCUACUCGUCGUAUGUUCUGAUGCUUUAUUGUUUGGUUGUCAAUAUCACAGCAGUUUUUACCCAAGAGAGACUGUCAGCUCUACAAUUGUUUUUUCCUAUCCACUCAUGACGCACAUAUUUAUACUUAAAUAAAUGUUUCUGAUCUAUUAUUUUUAAUUACAAUACCGUUUUUCUUCUAUAAAAUAUUAAUGGUAGAAACUAGCUGGCAGUUAUUCUACUGUGAUAUUAAUAAUUCUAUUUAUUAUUAUUUUUAUUAGAUUAUUAUUUAUAUCUUUAAUGUUGAAUGUGAGCGAGUGUUAAUAUUUUACUGAUAUCACGUAAUUAGGCAAUGUUAUUUUAUAUUGUACCUAAUGCUAAAAAAGGUCCAGAAUGUGUUCCAAUCAAUUGAUUUUAUGAAGUAUAGAUAUUACAAUUAUAUUACCUAUUGAAAUGUUUAUGUUAAUGUGUUGAAAUAAAAAAAAGCAUGUUGGAGAAGUGAAAAUCGUAUAAAAAAGUUGUUAGUAUUGUACAAAACAAAAUAUACUUAUAAUUUUGAGCAUCACAAAUUCAACAGCCUCACAUGUGAUCGCACUUUGAGCUCUCUAUAAUAUCUAAUGCAUUUCAUAGCGAACGAACUAUGAAGUACUACUCAAUAAAUGUUAUAAUUGCAAUGAAUCUUUAUGAAAAUGAAAUGUUAUUAUUUUACUGUAAUGUACUGAUACUAGUACACUAUCUGCCUGAUGUAUUAUACCUCAAUAAGUUUAGUAUGGAUUUUGUGUGUCUUAAAAAAAUAUAUAUCGAUUAUUAGAACCCCUGUGGCAUUAUUUUUCAUUUCAUUCCUCUUCGAAGUUAUCAUAAUUUCUUUCUCACUACCUACCUUUACUCUGAAGGUAUGUAAAUCGUAAGUACCUAUCAAAACUAACCUCUGAUACCACUUAUCCCCAUAAUUAGUAAACUUGGAGCGGAACUAUUGAGAUUUUCAUGUCAUUAGUACCGUUAUGGUCAAAUAUUGGAUCAAAUAAAAGCAAAAUUUUAUCAAAAGAUAACCCUUAUCACAACGCGGGAUCCGGAUGAGGCAAGUGGAAUUAGAGCAAAAAUAUAAAAUACACAAUGAUAACUUUAAAGAACCUUUGAUUGUUAAGAGUGAUUCGUAUAGAUAAACAAUUUGCAUGUAACUUCUAAGAGAAUAAUAAAUAAAUAUCAAAGACAAACAUAAGUAAUGAAUAGAAACGAAAGUGUUUUAUGGAACAACUCUAGACCUAAAUUAAUUUAUUUCAAAAUGUGUUAUUUUACUCAUUAUAUAUUUACAAAUAUAAACAAUAGA